GUUCAAUGCUCCGCCUCAGUCGAUCAUCAGGGGUGUAAUAUGAACGGCUUUCUGAACGGCGGCGACGUAUCCAUGAUCAUGACCGCCACUUUUAUGAAACUCGUCGGAUUAUGGACGGCGAACGGCAUACGGGAGCAGCGCGCAAGGAAGUUCGCCCUGAUUUACACUGUUGCCGCGAUGCUGUUCGCCCUGUGGAUAGAGUUCACGGAUUUUUAUUAUUCCUUCGGCGAUUUUAGCACGUGUCUUUUUAAUAUAUGUAACAUUAUAUAUAUAACGAUGCCAUUGUUGAAGAUAUUUGUAAUAGUUUUGAAUAAAAAAGAUUUUUUCUACCUAAUCUUCUAUACGCAAAAAAAUUUCUACAAGGAUAAUUAUAACAAGCAUGAGCAGCAAAUCUUCACUAAUUGUCGACGUCAAUGUAUCAUUUUUGUUUGCUUCCUUACGUUCUCCACGAAAGGAACUCUCGUUUGUUACAUCGUCAGUCCGCUCGUCGAAAAUAUCGGAAAAAAUCAAUCGGAAAGGGUACUCCCAUUCAAUAUGUGGGUCAAUUUACCGCUAUCGACGUCGCCAUAUUAUGAAAUAAUGUUCACGAUACAGGUUUUAUCCUUGUAUCACAUUGGAGUUGGUUAUUUCUGUUUCGACAACUUGUUGUGCGUUUUGAAUUUACAACUGGCCGGCCAAUUUCAAAUAUUGCAAUACAAAAUGACCAACAUAGCUGAUUUAUUAGAGGAAAAAAAUGAGAAAAAAAUUAUAAACUCGUCCUACUUUGCCAAGAAAUGUUACGUAGCUUUCAAAAAAUACAUCCGCGAGCAUCAGGCGCUCAUAGCUUACUGCGAGAAGCUCGAAAAAGUAUUCAGUUUGAUUAUUCUUUGGCAAGUGUUGACGUUCAGUUUGAUAAUAUGCCUCGAUGGCUAUCAAAUACUUUUGCCAGAGUCGCCCGUUAGAAGGCGGUUGAUUUUCGGCUUCCAUUUGGCAGCGUGUAUAUGUCAAUUACUGAUGUUCACCUACAGCUGCGACUGCAUCAUACAAGAGAGCUCGAGCGUAGCUUCGGCGGUGUACGGCGGGCCUUGGCCAUUUCUGUCAGAGAGCGCAAGCGGUCGAACAAUGCGUAAAGACUUGACACUCGUAAUUCUAAGGUCUGGCGUGCCUUGCUGCUUAACAGCCCGGGGAUUCUUCAUCGUGUCUCUGGAAACGUACACUAGGGUUUUAAGUACUGCAGUAUCAUAUUUUACAUUAUUAAGACAAAGUACAUUAGAAAUUGAUUAAUAGAAGGUUGAGAUCGUAAUGUAACUAUGAUUAAUAUUAAUUAUUAUUCUAUUUUAAAGAA
Apis dorsata (giant honeybee) is the source of this 1324-nucleotide messenger RNA. RefSeq names its product odorant receptor 13a-like. Gene Ontology annotation, molecular function: odorant binding; olfactory receptor activity. The transcript is spliced from 6 exons. NCBI's taxonomy places the organism in Eukaryota, Metazoa, Arthropoda, Insecta, Hymenoptera, Apidae. Gene Ontology annotation, cellular component: plasma membrane. Bases 40 to 1263 code for a protein of 407 amino acids. Gene Ontology annotation, biological process: detection of chemical stimulus involved in sensory perception of smell; sensory perception of smell. The record is from RefSeq and is a predicted model, not a curated record.